This is a messenger RNA of Bufo gargarizans (Asiatic toad), 869 nucleotides long. RefSeq names its product stathmin 4 (gene STMN4). Gene Ontology annotation, biological process: regulation of microtubule polymerization or depolymerization; microtubule depolymerization; neuron projection development. Gene Ontology annotation, molecular function: tubulin binding. Gene Ontology annotation, cellular component: cytoplasm; neuron projection. Bases 1 to 570 code for a protein of 189 amino acids. The transcript is spliced from 5 exons. The record is from RefSeq and is a predicted model, not a curated record. Lineage: Eukaryota; Metazoa; Chordata; Amphibia; Anura; Bufonidae.
AUGACUCUUGCUGCCUACAAGGAGAAGAUGAAGGAGCUUCCUCUAGUGUCUCUUUUCUGUUCCUGUUUCCUCUCCGAUCCCUUAAAGAAGCAAACUUACAAAUAUGAUGCAGACACUGUGGAUCUCACAUGGUGCGUUAUCUCAGACAUGGAAGUCAUAGAGUUAAAUAAGAGAGCCUCAGGACAUGCCUUCGAAGUCAUCCUAAAACCACCCUCAUUUGAGGGAGUCCCAGAGUUCAAUGCUUCUCUACCCCAGCGAAGAGACCCAUCCUUAGAAGAGAUUCAGAAGAAACUUGAAGCAGCUGAAGAAAGACGCAAGUGUCAGGAAGCCGAGCUUCUCAAGCACCUGGCAGAGAAAAGGGAACACGAGCGUGAAGUCAUCCAGAAAGCGAUAGAAGAAAACAACAACUUUAUCAAAAUGGCCAAAGAAAAACUAACACAGAAAAUGGAAGUCAACAAGGAGAACAGGGAAGCUCACUUAGCCGCCAUGCUUGAACGUCUGCAGGAGAAGGACAAACAUGCAGAGGAAGUAAGGAAAAACAAAGAACUUAAGGAAGAAGCUUCGAGGUAGAAGCUGAUGAUGAAUUUCACAAUUUGGACUGAGGAAUCCACAAGGUGCCCCGAGCAGCACAGCACAAUGUCAAGCGACUGAGACUCUUUUGCUUUGUUUGUUUGUGAAUGUCAAGAGAUGACCGGCAAAGCUAACCUUUUCUAAGACAGCUUAGGGAGGGCGUUGGGAUGAUGUAACGGGAAGGGUUGGCCAUCUCAUCCGCAAGUCCUAAAGAGUUAAACCCAUGAACCCUGCCUUCAACAUUAACUUCACAUCAAUGCGUUUAUUCAGAAUGGAUAGGUGAUGGGGAAAGCGCCGGU